This is a messenger RNA of [Candida] anglica, 6066 nucleotides long. Lineage: Eukaryota; Fungi; Ascomycota; Pichiomycetes; Serinales; Debaryomycetaceae. The record is from the annotation of a GenBank genome assembly.
AUGGAUUACUUUGGAAUCCAGAGGGGCUCUAUUCGUGCCCAGGCGUUGAAAAAACUUGCUAGAAGCACCAUUGGAACUUUAUCGGAUGCUUCUGUGUCCAGUUUUGGUGACAAUUUCUCGAGACUUUUAGGCGAGACUGCCGAAAAUGAUGAUCAAUUGGAUGGGUCCCCUAAACAUUUGUCUCGUGUAGCAAUCUCCUUGAAGGAGUAUGAGGUUCUCAAUGCCUUGUGUGACGCGAUAGUAGGGGACGAUAACAAUGUCAAUCCAAUGAUUUCUUCUCAACGGUCCGAACAGCAAGUUCAAUUACUCUUGCGUAAAUUUGGUUUGUAUUUAAAAGAAUUACCAGCUCAGAAAUUUGCCAAAAGCAUACUCUCUGGCUAUGUGAACACUCGUGCUAGUAAUCCCAGUACCCCUUCAAGUAACACGACUUUGGGAGAUAGUGAGCAUUUAGGUACGCCUCCAAAUUCACCAUGGUUGGAACUUGCAGACAAGUUAACCUCGGCUAUUGUAGCGCUUUCCAAUUGCUGUAACAAAAAGUUUCUUACUCAGUCCAUUGAUAUCCUUCAUGACUUCAUUCAGACUUUUUUCCAUGAGAGUAACGACUUGAAAAUGUCUCAUUAUUUGCUGUUACUCGGGUUUAUUCGUGCACUUACAAGAAACUCGUCCAUUUUGAUCGAAUCAAAGGAGGCUUUCAACGUCUUCAUUUCUUUGGACUCAAAGAUCGACAACCCAAAGUUUUUGAAUGGGGUGGAAGUCUACUCCAACGCAAACUACCUGGCCGCUAUUGAUGCGGAGUUUGCUAUGGAAUUCUCCCCUAUCUUGUAUAUUGGAGGAAUGAGUAAGUUGAUGGUGGGCAUUCUCAAGGAAAUUCUUGUGAGCGGUACAACCUACAGUGGCACUUAUGAUACGGCAAAUGGUUACCUUACUGACAAUAUUGACCCAUUUUCAAAGGAUACCAACUCCUCAGCUCCCUUGAUUGAUACCUCGGUCACUAAUUCUGACUCUAUUCGAUCUACUUCACUUCUUGAAUACAUCUUGCAGAAAGUUGGAAAUGAAGAAGCAUCUUCAAAAGACCCUAAAGUCGUUGCCGGUGGUCGUAGAUCUUCAGGUGACUCGGUCCCAGAGAGCCUGGGACUCGAAAUUUCUCCAGACCACUAUCCUCUCAUCAAGAUUCUUUCCGAUAUUGCCAUUCAGAAAAUGGAGUUCCUUGAUCGUGGAGAAACCUACAUUGUUUACUCUACCUUCUCUCGUCUUCGUAUUGGAUACCUUGCUAAGUCAUUUAAUCUUCAAGUGAUUGGUUGUGGUAUGUUUACCGAUAAUGUGCCUCUCAAAGUUGCCAAAAGAAUCUUCAAAAAUUGCUUGAGCAUUUACGAUGUUAUGUUAGAUAAUAAUUUAGGUCCUAGUGUUAUCCAAUUAGGAGCUUUAUCUGUUUAUAAGGAUGACCACAUUGGUCUGUCCUUGACUAGAGCAUUCACUUCUUUGGUGGCAAACCCUGAAUUUGACAGAGAAUACUGUAUCAGUGCUUCCAAGAGCGUUGGUUUGGCUAGUAGAAUUUUGAGUCAAGAUGCGGUGGUAACUACCAUAUACACAUUGGCAAACUUGUUGUUUGUUGGUGGAGAUACAGGUAGAAUCAGAAGAGGUAGAUUGGAAGAAUUAAGCAGAGUUCCAAGUUCAAAUUCUAUGCGAAGCUUGACCGAACCUCCAAUGUCAGCAAAUAAUAACUCUUCGAUGGGUCCCGCUGAGACUAGACCAAAUGGAGACUAUCCUAAUGUAGCCGACGCAUCAUCUACUAUUAAUGGUGGUGUGGUGGCUCAUGGUGUUUCACUUGUAGCAAAUGGAACUCCAGGAGCACUUUCCGAUUCUGAUCAUAUUCAAAUAUGUGAAAACUCGAUUGUAUCAAUCUCCAACAUCGUUUCCGCUUGCAAUGAUGAAACCGUAACUACUCUCGCGGUUACUAUCCUUUCUCAAAAGAUGUCAAAACCUGACUCUCGUAUCAGUCUUAUCCUUCUUAGUGGUCUUGUAUCUUGUGCACCUUCCCUUCCUGAACGUGAAUUCCUCAUUCUUAUGAGACUUCUCAACAAACUUGGGUCGGAAGCACGUAGCGCGCAGAACUAUCCAUUAUUUAAUGCAAUUGUUGAUGCAAAGGUUACGCUUUCGCGUAACAUUUCCCAAUCCAACCCUCUCUUUUACGUGUAUCUCAGAGACAUGCUUCAACAAAUUAUAAGCAAGGGUGAUGUUCAAGUGUUGGAACAUCAUCGUAGUCACGUUGAAAUCAAUGAAAUUGGUGAACAAAUUGGUGUGUUUCUCAAACCAUUGGCAGCCCUCUUACCUGAUGGAAGGGCCAAUCAACCAAAACUUCAAAUUGAAGACACUAUUACUAUCAAUUUAUUCCGUAAUAUUUGGUUCAAUAUGGUGGUACAUGGCUAUCUGAUAACUUCAAAAAUUGCAGUCAAAUAUGCACGCGAGUUGGAAAUAAUUGUCUACAAUACCCCACCAUUAGCCUCCGAGCUUUCUUGGGAUAGAACUGAAACAUCUCUUGAGCUUAAUACAGUACUCCGUCGUGGCUCUUCAAACUCUAAUGUUAAGGGCCACAAACAUAUCAUUGGCGGUAUCUUCGAUCUCCCAAGAGGAAUGCUGUAUCCUAAGUUGAUGUUCCUUUCUGCGACUGUCUUCGUUGAGUCCCUUCGUGUUAAGACAGGUGAUUGUCUGACAAUUUUAAUGUAUUUCAGUGACCCCUCGAUAAAGACAUCUGGUGUUGAUAAGUACAUUGGGUACACCUCUUUCAAAGUUGUGAAGGACUACAUCUACCUUGUACAGUGUGGUGCCAACAAGCAAUUUCUGUCUCAAAGUAUUGCCCAACAGCUCACCAAUAUGCUCGCAUUAUGUUGCCACCGAGUAGAGGAUUUGCAAGACGCAGCAUUACAAUGUUGUGAUCUUUUGAUCAAUAAGGUACCUCUGGCGUUAUGUUCAAGUAAGUCUCUCUUUGCCAUCUUUGACUUACUAAGCCUUCUCUUCCAGUCUGUGGUUGAUGCUGAUAAACACCAAUAUGAGCCUACCACUACAUAUACAGCUGCUGUGUCUAAGAUUCAACUUUCUCUUCUGGACUCUUAUGUAUGGAGAAACGAAACGUUUGAUCGUUUCCAUGAGAAAGCAAAAAAUUGGCUUCGUCUUGUUUUAAUGAGGGCUAACGGUGAAAUCAAAAGCUUGAUACAGUCAUACGUUGCAGAGGUGGACAAAUACGAAAUCCACCAACUGGUUCAAUUUGGGGUUCUGUUUGCAUUAGAAAUGGCAGGAAAUAUUCUGAUAAACUACAAGGAACUUUCGAAUGUAUCUCAAAUGGCAAUUUCCAAAUUCAAAACAUUCCCCGUAUCUCUUUCACUGUUUAGUAGAAGAAGUGGCUUGGUAAGCGACUUUUCCGACAAAGUAACAACUUACACUCUGGACUAUGUUGAGAGUGCUUUUGAAAAUGUGAGAAGAAGGAUCAGACGUUGCCGAGUUGCAGUUAAUGAUGAAAAACUCGGGGAUCCUAUUUUGAAAGACGUCCCACCCAAAUCUAGUGGUCCGGAGCUUAUUCUUCUUCUUUCUGAUUGUGCUGGUCUUAUGGCAAUUUCAUCCCAAAAUACGGCAGAAAUGGUAAGGUACCUUGUGGAAAUCCCGUUUAACUCGUUUGAUCGUACUGUAUUUAGUGCUGCUAUUUCAAUUUGGUAUUCCGUCAUGAGACAAAAAGAUGUUUCAGUCUUACUUCUCUCUGAGAUAGCUAAACGUUGGGAGCAAUCGAUUGAGCAACAAGUUGGCCUCUUUUCAACCGUGCAUGAUUUGACAAAGCCUGAAUUCCUGUUGAUGGAGUAUGCACCAAGUGACCGUAAAGUUGUGGUACGUUCUGCAGCAAUUGCUGCGGAUUCUUUUGAGCCCCAUUUACUUAUUAUCAGAAUGUUCAGUUCUGCAUUUGAGGCAACUCUUAAUCAAAGUGACCAUAUACUCAAAAUAUUUACACGCGUUAUAGAAUUUGGUCUUAAAAGACUUGGAAGUCCGGGUGAGGCUUCUACGCAUCCAUUUGCGAGACUUUCGAGGUUCGAAUUUAUCAGGUUUGCGUUUACAGUUUUGAAUUAUCAUAUCCAACUUGGAUCCCGGAGUGUACAUUAUCUCCUGGAAUUAAUAUUAAAUGCGCUGCUUUCGUGGUUUAAGAACCGCGCUAGCUUCCCAUUUGGAUCCAAUCUUUUAAAAAUCAAAGCUGACUUUGCGUUAUUGAAAGAGGUAGCAAAAUUAGUAAAUGGAAUGGAAACAUACAAAUCAGACAACCUUGAACUGCGUAAGGCUCUUCUACUUUUUUUCUUAGAUGAUGAGAUUGCCAAGAUUGCAGUAUGGUUAAACCCAUUGGGGACACCACAAGACACACACGGAACCUUUAUCUCUAAUCAUAUCAGCGGUCUGCAUAUUUCUCAGGCAUACAAGAUUGACCCCAGUCUUGCAGUUAGUUUGGCACUUCGUUAUAAGGUUAAGAACUUAGAUGAACUUCUUCAGAAAUUAAUCUCGUCUAACCCCCUCCCGGCAAUAUUUUACCCAGACGCGGUUCAAUAUUUUAUUGGCAUCAAUGCCGGGUCAGCAAUGCCACUGUACCAUUUGUUGUUCUGGGAGCCUCUAUCUCCUAUAGAUUCAAUUACCUUGUUCCUACCACCAUUUGGAAGCAAUCCUUACAUUUUGCAGUACACAAUGAGAUCUCUUGAAUCUCAUGACGUUAACCUUACAUUUUUUUACGUUCCGCAGAUUGUUCAAUCCCUUCGGUUUGAUGCAAAGGGAUAUGUUGAGCGAUUUAUUGUUGAAACUGCUCAGGUUUCUCAACUUUUUGCUCACCAGAUUAUUUGGAACAUGUUGGCAAACUCUUAUAGAGAUGAGGAACUGACAGAUCCAGACCCUCUCAAGCCUACCCUUGACAACAUCCAGGAAAUUAUGAUUAAGUCCUUUUCACCAAAGGACCUUGAUUUUUAUGAGAAGGAAUUUACGUUUUUUGAAAACGUCACGAGUAUAUCCGGUAAGUUAAAACCUUAUAUCAAAAAGACUAAGGCCGAGAAAAAAGUGAAGAUUGACAGUGAGAUGGCAAAAAUUGAAAUUCAACCAGGUGUAUACCUUCCUAGUAACCCAGAUGGUGUUGUAAUUGACAUAAACCGUAAAUCAGGAAAGCCUUUACAAAGUCAUGCCAAAGCUCCAUUCCUCGCAACAUUCAAAAUUCGUAAGGAAGUUCUUGAUGUGGAUAAAAAUGGUAACAUUAUUCAUUUCCCUCUUGAAAAGUGGCAAAGUGCUAUCUUUAAGGUUGGGGAUGAUUGCAGACAAGAUGUCUUAGCUCUUCAAUUGGUAUCCGUUUUUAGAACUAUUUGGGAAAAUGCCGGUUUAGAUCUUUAUGUCUUCCCAUAUCGUGUCACUGCUACUGCUCCUGGGUGUGGGGUAAUUGAUGUCUUGCCAAAUUCAGUUUCUAGGGACAUGUUAGGUCGUGAAGCUGUUAACGGUUUAUACGAGUAUUUCACUACCAAAUUUGGUCCUGAUACUUCCAUUGAAUUCCAACAAGCACGUAAUAAUCUUAUCAAGUCUCUAGCUGCAUACCUGAUCAUCCUGUACUUACUUCAGUUCAAGGAUAGACAUAAUGGUAAUAUCAUGUAUGAUGAACAAGGACACAUAUUGCACAUUGACUUUGGGUUCUGCUUCGAUAUUGUCCCAGGGGGAGUAAGGUUUGAGAUGGCUCCAUUCAAACUCACCCACGAAAUGAUUCUUGUGCUUGGAGGUAGUAGUAAUACGCAAGCGUUCCAAUGGUUUGAAGAACUCUGUGUCAAGGGUUAUUUAGCAUGUAGACCAUACAUGGAAACCAUUGUGCGUUGUGUCAAUCCUAUGCUUGAAAGUGGCCUUCCAUGCUUCAAAGAUACUACAAUCAAGAAGCUUCGCUCUAGAUUUGUUCCUUCAAAACUGGAGAAAGAUGCCUCAAUUCACAUGAGAGGAUUAGUUAAAAAGUCCAUGGAGAGCAUGUAUACCAAGGGAUAUGACGAGUUCCAAAGAAUUACAAAUGGAAUUCCUUACUAG